Messenger RNA from Aspergillus uvarum CBS 121591, 887 nucleotides. RefSeq names its product short chain dehydrogenase. Gene Ontology annotation, cellular component: intracellular anatomical structure. The transcript has 5 exons. Bases 1 to 831 code for a protein of 276 amino acids. NCBI's taxonomy places the organism in Eukaryota, Fungi, Ascomycota, Eurotiomycetes, Eurotiales, Aspergillaceae. The record is from RefSeq and is a predicted model, not a curated record. Gene Ontology annotation, molecular function: oxidoreductase activity, acting on NAD(P)H, oxygen as acceptor.
AUGUCCAUGACCGUGGCAGACAGCGAUCAACCCCGGGAGGGCUUUCCGCGCCCGUUCCCGGGGACCCCCACUAACGUGCUCGAGCAGUUCCAGAUGGCGGGGAAGGUGGUCGUUGUGACGGGCGCAGCUGAUGGGAUUGGGUAUGCGGUGGCGGAAGCGAUGGCCGAGGCCAAGGGACACGUUGCCUUGUGGUACCACUCCAACAACGCUGCGAUAGAAAAAGCGGAGGUUCUGGCGCGAGACCACGGGAUCAAGGCGGUUGCGUAUCAAGUCGAUGUGUCUGACCCGGACAAAAUCCAGGCCGCGUUGUCGGAUGUGAUUCGUGACUUUGGAAAAAUCGACGUCUUCGUCGCCAAUGCGGGAAUGGCAAUCUCCAAGCCUAUUCUCGAGCAGACACUAGACGAGUACAGGAAGCAGAUGUCCGUGAACGUGGACGGAGUGGUCUACUGCUCCAAAUUUGUCGGUGACAUCUUCAAGCACCAAGGGUUCGGGAACCUGAUCAUCACCUCGAGCAUGAGCGCGCAUAUCAUCAACGUGCCGGUGGACCAGCCAGUGUACAACGCGACCAAAGCGUUUGUCACGCACUUUGGCAAGUCGCUGGCCCGCGAGUGGCGGGACUUCGCGCGGGUCAACAUCGUGUCGCCGGGGUUCUUCGACACGAAAAUGGGGGCUGGGGAGGACUGCGUGCAGGAGGCGUACCGGAUGGCGGUGCUGGGUCGGCAGGGGAACGUGAAGGAGAUCAAGGGGUUGUAUCUUUAUCUGGCGAGCGACGCGUCGACGUAUAUGACGGGGAGUGAUUUGUUGAUUGACGGGGGGUAUGUUCUGCCUUAGCUGUCUGGUUGUGGUAUGCUACUUUAAACCCUAAACUUUAUUAUUCGGGUUGCAAU